AUGGAAACGGUAAGAGCAGAGCAGUCCCAAGGUGCAUACUUCUUGCCUGAGUUUGCACUUUCUCCGCAGGGGAGUUUCCUUGAGGAUACCACGGGAGAACAAUUCCUCACUUACCGUUACGAUGACCAGACUUCCCGAAUUGCCCGCUCUGAUGAAGAUAAGGAAGGCUCCUGGGAUGCCUGGGGUGCCUGGAGUGAUUGCUCACGGACCUGUGGUGGGGGAGCCUCUUAUUCACUGAGGAGGUGUUUAAAUGGCAGGAACUGUGAAGGUCGGAAUAUUCGAUACAAAACCUGCAGUAGUAUUGAUUGCCCUUCAGAUGUUGGUGACUUUAGAGCACAGCAGUGUUCAGCCUACAAUGAUGUGAAAUACCAGGGACAUUUUUAUGAGUGGGUCCCCGUGUAUAAUGAUCCUACUGCACCAUGUGCCCUGAAAUGUCAAGCCCUGGGAAAGAACUUGAUUGUGGAGCUUGCCCCGAAGGUACUAGAUGGUACUCGUUGCAAUAUUGAAUCCCUGGAUAUGUGCAUCAGUGGAAUAUGCCAGGCAGUAGGCUGUGAUCGACAACUUGGGAGCAAUGCCAAGGAAGACAACUGUGGAAUCUGUGCAGGAGAUGGUUCAACAUGCAGGCUUGUGAGGGGACAAGCUAAGGCACAUGUCUCACCAGAAAAAAGGGAAGAAACAGUGAUUGCUGUACCACACGGGAGUCGCAGUGUGAGAAUCACCCUGAAAGGACCAGCACACCUUGUUAUAGAAUCAAAGACACUACAAGGAGACAAGGGAGAGCACAGCUUUAAUGUUCCUGGAACAUUUGUCAUAGAAAAUACAACUGUUGAAUUUCAGAAGAGUACUGACAGGGAAAUCAUAAAAAUCCAGGGACCUCUUGGAGCAGAUUUCAUUAUCAAGACCAGGUACUCUGGAGCAAAAGAAAGUGUCGUCCAGUUCUUUUUCUAUCAACCCAUCAGUCAUCAGUGGAGACAAACAGAGUUCUUCCCCUGCACAGUGACAUGUGGAGGAGGUUAUCAGCUUAACUCAGCUGAAUGCGUGGAUAUUCGUCUGAAGCGUGUUGUUCCUGACCACUAUUGUCAUUACUAUCCAGAAAAUAAGAAACCAAAGCCCAAGUUAAAAGAAUGCAACAUGGAUCCCUGCCCUUCUAGUGAUGGAUUUAAAGAAAUCAUGCCCUAUGAUCACUUCCAGCCACUUCCUCGGUGGGAGCAUAACCCUUGGACUGCAUGUUCAGUUUCCUGUGGCGGUGGCAUUCAGAGGAGAAGUUUUGUGUGCGUAGAGGAGACCAUUCACGGAGAGAUACUGCAAGUGGAAGAAUGGAAAUGCAUGUAUGCCCCUAAGCCCAAGGUCAUUCAAACCUGCAAUCUGUUUGAUUGUCCUAAAUGGGUAGCAAUGGAAUGGUCUCAAUGCACAGUGACCUGUGGCCGAGGCCUGAGGUACCGAGUGGUGCUGUGCAUCGACCAUCGCGGGCAGCAUGUUGGUGGCUGUAACCCACAGCUUAAACUACACAUAAAAGAAGAGUGCAUCGUGCCAAUACCAUGCUACAAGCCAAAAGAAAAGAAUCCGGUGGAAGCAAAGUUGCCAUGGUUUAAACAGGCACAUGAAGUGGAAGAGACCAUAACAGUCUCUGAAGAACCAACGUUUAUUCCUGAACCCUGGUCUCCAUGCAGUGUCACAUGUGGCAGUGGCAUACAGGUGCGAGAUGUGAAGUGCCGAAUUCUUCUCUCAUUUACUCAGACCGAGGUUGAAUUGCCUGAGGAGGAAUGUGAAGAUGUGAAGCCUCCAACAGAACGAGUCUGUCACCAGGCAUCCUGUGACAGUGAUCCUAUCCCCUACACACCAGAGUUUUCACACGCUGAAGAUGGCAGUGUGAUUUAUGACUGGGAAUACAUUGGUUUUACUCCUUGUUCAGCCACAUGUCUUGGAGGAACACAAGAAGCCAUUGCCAUGUGUCUGCAUGUAGAGACAAAACAAGGUGUCAAUGAAACCCUGUGUGACAAUUCCAAGAGGCCUCCACCGAUGGCUCGUACUUGCAAUAUGAAGCUUUGUCCUCCAAGGUGGCACAGUGGCCCCUGGAGACGCUGCUCGGCUACCUGCGGGGUCGGGAUACAGACGAGAGACGUGUCCUGCCGGCAGCAGGGAGGAUCCACUGUUGCUGCCCAAGAGUGCAAAGACAAAAAGCCUCAUUCUUUACAAGCUUGUAACCAGAUUGAUUGUCCCCCUGUUUGGCACGUUGAGGAAUGGCAGCAGUGUUCACGUACUUGUGGAGGAGGGAUUCAGACCCGCAGAGUGUACUGUAAGCAGCUGCUGACAGAUGGAAGUUUCCUGAAACACGCUGAUGACACCUGCCAGAAACCUAAAUUGCCAUCUACUAAACCAUGUGCUAAAGUUGAUUGUCCUCCUCAGCUAGUCUUUGGAGAAUGGUCCAAGUGCUCAGUAAGCUGCGGUGUUGGAAUCCAGAGGAGGAAAGUUGCCUGCCAAAACCUAACAGCAAAGGGCCAAUAUGUCACAUUAAAUGGAUCAAUGUGUAGUGGUCUGUCUCCUUCACUGCUUGUAAGGUCUUGUCAGAUGAAUGACUGCAAUAAGAUUAAACCAAAGCUUCCAGAAAAGUAUUCUGCUCAUGGACCUCAGAUUAUCAGUAUUCACCGAGUGUAUAUUCAGACAAGACAAGAGAAGCGCAUCAACUUCACCAUAGGAAGCCGAGCCUACUUACUUCCCAAAACAUCUGUUGUAAUUAAGUGUCCUGUACGAAGGUUCCAGAAGUCACUUAUCCGAUGGGAGAAAGAUGGACAACACUUACAGAACUCCAAAAGACUUGGCAUCACUAAGUCAGGCUCACUCAAAAUACAUAGUCUUGAAGCUACUGACAUCGGUGUGUACCGAUGUAUUGCAGGCUCUGUGCAUGAGACAUUUGUACUCAAACUCAUUGGUACUGACAACAGACUGAUAGAACCACCAGCUCUUAGAAAACAUGCCAGUGAGACCAGUAACACAGAUCACAACGAAGCAAACAGUUUUGGGGCCAAAUGGCAUAAAAUGAGCAAAAUGUGGCAAAUGUGGAGUAAGAAGAACGAGCUCUAUCUGGGUGACAGGCAAAUAAAUGAUCAGCCGUUCCUGCGAAAUCUUGAAACCUUUGGAAGUAAUUCAGCAGAAGACUUCAGCUCUCGUGAAUUCAAGAAUAAACGUCUGGAGGCAGCAGUUCUCCAGGGCGCCUACAGCAUGGACACCGGGCAGUUUGAAGAACUGAUAAGGAACAUGAGUGAGCUCAUUGAAACUGGAGAGGUCAAUGAUGAUUUGGCAUCCCAGAUCAUUUACCAAUUAGUUGCUGAAUUAUCUAGGCCUCCACAACCAACCACUGAGAAAUGGAAGGGGGCUCAGGGUGAGAAACUCGCCUCAAAACUCACGGGCAAAUCACCAAAUGAAUCUGAACGUUUCAGCACAAAAACUGUUGAUAAGUUAAUGUUUGACCAGAAGGUUCCAGUUAUUAUGAGGCAAAAGGAAAUUCCUCGAGUUUCCUUCAACAAAACUUUAACUGUACGAAUUGGAAAUACAGUUUUUCUGACCAAGAAUACUCAUGCUGUCAAUCUACUGUGUGAAACAGGUGUUAUUAGUGAAGUGAAAUAUACUUGGACAAAAGACGGCGAGACAUUAAAAGCCUCUGAGAAGGUAAUCCUGGACACUGCUGGAAAGGUGCAGAUUCAGAAUCCUACUCAAAAGGAGCUUGGUACAUAUGGAUGCCUUGUUGUUAAUGACUUUGGUUUUGAUAUGGAAACAUCAUUGCUUUUGCGUGCAGAGGUUCCUGUCAUCUUGUCCUCUCUGUUAAAUGUUACAAAUCUGGAAGCCAGCAGUCUCUUGGCAGUUGUUGGAGGUACAAUUGUGGCAAGAAUUGGAGCAAAUAUUGUGGUUGAAUGUCCAGUGAAAG
Messenger RNA from Merops nubicus (carmine bee-eater), 3922 nucleotides. RefSeq names its product ADAMTS-like 3 (gene ADAMTSL3). Gene Ontology annotation, cellular component: extracellular matrix. The annotation marks the transcript as partial. The record is from RefSeq and is a predicted model, not a curated record. Gene Ontology annotation, molecular function: metalloendopeptidase activity. Gene Ontology annotation, biological process: extracellular matrix organization. NCBI's taxonomy places the organism in Eukaryota, Metazoa, Chordata, Aves, Coraciiformes, Meropidae. The transcript has 22 exons.